UCGGUGUAUAACCUGGCCAACGUGGCGUGUAAGUGUCACGGCGUGUCCGGUUCCUGUAGUCUGAAGACGUGCUGGCUCCAGCUGGCAGACUUCCGCCGCGUCGGAGAGUUUCUGAAGGAGAAGUACGACAGCGCCGCCGCCAUGCGCAUCGGACGCAAAGGAAAACUGGAGCAGGUCGAUAAACGCUUCAACGUCCCCACCCCGGAGGAUCUGGUCUACACCGACCAGAGCCCAGACUACUGUCUGAAGAACGACACCACCGGCUCCAUGGGAACCCUGGGGAGACUCUGUAACAAGACGUCAGAGGGGAUGGAUGGCUGUGAACUCAUGUGCUGCGGGAGAGGAUACGAUCAGUUCAAGACCUAUAAGCAUGAGAGAUGUCACUGCAAGUUUCACUGGUGUUGUUAUGUCAAGUGUAAGAGGUGCACUUCACUGGUGGAUCAGUUUGUCUGUAAGUAGGGAAGGAAGGGA
Messenger RNA from Salvelinus namaycush (lake trout), 471 nucleotides. RefSeq names its product protein Wnt-5b. Gene Ontology annotation, cellular component: extracellular region. Gene Ontology annotation, molecular function: cytokine activity; frizzled binding. The annotation marks the transcript as partial. The transcript has a single exon. The record is from RefSeq and is a predicted model, not a curated record. Gene Ontology annotation, biological process: cell fate commitment; canonical Wnt signaling pathway; multicellular organism development. NCBI's taxonomy places the organism in Eukaryota, Metazoa, Chordata, Actinopteri, Salmoniformes, Salmonidae.